Messenger RNA from Vicia villosa (hairy vetch), 941 nucleotides. RefSeq lists its product as uncharacterized. Lineage: Eukaryota; Viridiplantae; Streptophyta; Magnoliopsida; Fabales; Fabaceae. Bases 80 to 769 code for a protein of 229 amino acids. The record is from RefSeq and is a predicted model, not a curated record. The transcript has a single exon.
UCAUCACAUACAAAAAUAUCAAAUUCCAAACAACCCUUAAAUUCUUGUUCAAUCUAACAAUCAUCAAUUCUCUCUGAUCAUGGAGAAAAACCUUAAGCUGAGGAACAAAAUCUUGAAGAUAUUACCAAAAACAGUUUCAGCUAUCACUUUAACAUUCCAAAACCAUCCAUUCAGCCCAAGCAAGGAUCACAAAUCCAAACCUCGUGGUGGUGUCAAGGGUUUUUCAGGUCCAAUAAUAACCAAUAAGCCUAAAAAUAUUGCAAAUGAUAAUGAAGAACCAAGUUCACCAAAAAUAUCAUGCAUGGGACAAAUCAAACACAAGAAGAAACAACAGAACAAAAAAACCAAAGACAUAGUAGAAGUGAAGAAACGUGUGACCACUUUUCAAAAGGUGUUUCAUGUUGGGAAGACAAAAUCUGAUGGGAGAAGGAAAUCAGAUGCACGUGUGACUCUUGAGGAAAGAACAAGAACAACAACACAUCAUGUGAGUCAAAUGAAACGGUUUGCAAGUGGACGUGGCGCUUUUGAUAAUUUUGAUUGGAAGGCUCAAGUGGGAGCUGAGGAAAUAGAUGAUUAUUAUUCAGAUGAAGAGAGAAUAGAGAGCGAUGAUGAAGAUGAGAAGUUUAUGAUUCCAUUUUCUGCACCUCUUUUGCUUGGUGGUGGUGGUGAUCUUAUUGGACUUGAUUUGAAGCCAAGAAAGGAAAUUAAUCUAUGGAAGAGAAGGACCAUGGCUCCACCUAGACCUCUUCAAUUGGAUCCAGUAAAUUAGACCGAAGUGAUUCUUAGUUUGCUCAUAAAAUGAAGAUUUGUUCUAUUGAUUUUGUUGUUAUUUAUAUUAGAACAUUUUGUACAGAACUACUACAACAGAUUUAGGUGCAAACAUUUGUUCAAAAGGAGGUAGAAAUAUAUGUAUUGUGUUGAUAAUUUUUUUCAGAAAUCCU